Molecule: messenger RNA, 2558 nt
Organism: Trematomus bernacchii (emerald rockcod)
Lineage: Eukaryota; Metazoa; Chordata; Actinopteri; Perciformes; Nototheniidae
Product: transmembrane protein 205
Exons: 4
Coding region: 206-772 (188 amino acids)
Source: RefSeq, a predicted model, not a curated record
CACUGAACUUAGCUUAGCUUCCUUCAGCAGGUACAUCUACUGUCAGAUCGGAAGAACAUCUUAAACAAGCUGUACGGAAAUAUUGGAAACAGAGGCUCUGACUGGAGUUAAGUAUUGAGCAUCCCUUGCCUUGCUGGACGCCGGUGUUUUUCUUGGAGAUUACCGUGGAGUCCAGACCGGAGACCAGAGAGACUGAAGAGGAAGCAUGUCCACUGACACGGAGCCCACGGUCACCGUCAAGCUGCUGCAGCUGGUGCUGCUCUCCUCCUACUGGGGGAUGCAGAUAUGGGUCACCUUCAUUUCAAGCUUUGUGAUGGACAACCACCUGAAUAGACACACUUAUGGGUUUAUCCAGAGUCGUCUUGUACCGUUCUACCUCCACUUGGGUUCAGCUUGUGCCUUCUUUAACCUCACUAUCUACGCUGUGUAUCAUCCCAGCGACCUGCUGGACGAAAGAGAAGCAUUUCAGAUCUUCAUUUUAUUUGUGUCGGUGACAGUUUCAGCUGUCAACGCUCAGUGGUUUGGACAAAUGACAUCAGAGAUCAUGGCAGAUAUGCACCUGAUCGAGCAGGCGUGCGGAUUGGGACAGGACAUCGGCUUGUCAUCGAACCGCGAAGCUUACGCCAAGCUGUGUGAGACAGAUGUGAAAUACAGACACCUGAGCAGUCGUCUGUGGCUGUACAGACUGCUGUCCUCCCUCUGUAACCUCUGCUGCAUCGGCUGCAACUUCUACAGUCUCUGUUACAUGGCUGAGAACCUCAGCAAACUUUAAACUGACAGAGAGCAGCUGGACUGUUACAUCUCUGAAUAAUAGUCACUCCCAUUUCACCCCUAUACACUUAACUCCUUCUAUUUUUUGUAUUGAAGCAAUAAGUGAUAUAUUUAAUACUUAUAUCUUUCUCUCUCUGCCUUUAAGUUAUGAGAUAAAAAGUAAGGUAAGCUUCAUGUGCCUUGGGGAUUCAUAUAAUGGUGCAGCUGCCAAUAAAAUCAGGGUCACUAAAGCUGCAUGUCUCUGCUAAAGGUUGUAGGAAGACAAAUCAGUUGCAAUGAGUAAUGCCUCACCUUUCACCUAGUUUGGCUGCGGCGGCUGACUGCCGUGAUAUUUCCCUUCACCAAUAUAAAUGUGGUACCUUGCAGGAACCUGGAACAUGAGGGACGUUUAAAAAGACCUUGUAAUGCAGUACCAGACACCUUUUGAGAAAAUAAAUAGCCAAAUAUGUUGCAUCGUUUUAUCUUAUUUAGCAAAAGAGAGGCACAUUUAUGUCAUGCGGCUCGGUCCUGCUCCUCCUGUUUGGAUGCGGUUUAAAAACGUAACGGUGUAGUGGCGCAGGUUUGUCUGGCUCACCUGAAGAGCCGCCAUAAAGUGAAAUGUUAACUCUCUUUAGCUCUCCUAGCUGCUUGCUGCUAGAAAGAGAAGGGUUCAAACCUUUUUAUUAUGUGCUAUUACUGCUUUAGACCAAUACAAACACACUUGCACCAAAGGUUAUUUAUUUGUUUAUUGGAAUUUGGAUUUGUUGGUGUUUAUCAAAUGUUUCAGUGUAUUGCUUUGUAAAUUAUGCAUUGGUUUAAAUGCCAAACUUUUUUGUUGGGUUGCCGCACAGGUUAGUCUAGUUUUGUUGAGACUUGCUGAGAUGAUGUGGGUCUAUUUUCAACCUGUAGUGAUAAUAAUAAUAAUAAUAGUAUGGAGAUCCCAGAAAAACCUAGUGGGAAUUAUUUUCUGAACUUCUUUUGCUUUCCUCUACAAUACCAUUUUGUGUUACUUUGUAUGUGUAGUUUAGGAAGAGGUCCUUCCAGGGCUCUUUAGAAAGGACCUGAAUUAAAUCUCUGCACUCAGCCCUUCUAACUAAUAAACCCAGCCUCCACUGAUCAUAUCUUUAUAAUAUACUGGUGAAGGAAUUUAAAGAUUUACAAAGCCGUAUUUAUCUUUAAUUCCUCAAGUGUGUUUAGCUUUGUUAUCGAACCACUCCACAUAACGUAAGUAUGAAUAUGUUCGAACAGCUGUGGGGAAAAUGAUGCAGCCAUGAUAAGAAUUGAAGCAAAAUCCUUUCUUUUUUUUUAGUAGUACUGGCACAUGAGUGUUCUGUGCUGUACACUUCUCAGGUGUCACCACUUUUUUUUUGUCAAAGCUUGAAUAUCUUUCUAUCAUGUUUGUUUUGUGCACAGAUCUGUGGUCUAAUGAUGUAAACAAAGCUCUCCAUGUAUGAUGAACUCUCCUUGUUGUACCUGCUUAGGUUCUUCUAUCGAUUUGUCCUGUUUCUCUAGUGUUUUAUGCGUAAACAAUGCAAUAUUUACUGAUUUUAAACUGUACACAUCCUUUUUUAUUGUUUCCCGUUAAUUCACCCAGUUUCAAUUAAUAUAACAUUUGAAUGCAAAUCAAUUGACAGUUUUGUGCGAAACACAAAAGCUAUAUAUUUUUAAACUUUCGAAGAUAUUUUUCUUUUAAUCUUUGGACACUUAUGCCAGUUUCUUCAUGUAUUUGUGGUAAUGGGUUAUGUUGUGUAAUGCUGAAUGUAAGUCGAGUAAAGCAGUACGGCGCAGUGGAAACACGGUAUAAGUAA